Messenger RNA from Prionailurus viverrinus (fishing cat), 10140 nucleotides. It is a transcript of the gene AAK1, whose product is annotated as AP2 associated kinase 1. Lineage: Eukaryota; Metazoa; Chordata; Mammalia; Carnivora; Felidae. Gene Ontology annotation, biological process: protein phosphorylation. The transcript is spliced from 20 exons. Gene Ontology annotation, molecular function: protein kinase activity; ATP binding. Bases 399 to 4151 code for a protein of 1250 amino acids. The record is from RefSeq and is a predicted model, not a curated record.
GUCAGUCUCCGCUGGGCGCUCCGGGGAUCAGCUGGCGGGCGGGCGGGCGCCUAACGCGGCCCCGGCUCUCGCUGCAGCGCCGCCUCCUCUCCGCGUCGCAGGCCGGCCCCGCGGCCGUGACAAUGUUGCAGGAGUGGUAGCUGGGCGCCAGCCGCCGAGCCUUCUCAAGUUUAAACUUACGCGAAUCGCUCUCUUGAGGAGGAGGGGACCGCGGCGCGAUUGACACGCAUAUUCCUAUUGGCAUCCUCCCUCAGCCCCCACCCCCACGGCCGGAUUCGGGUGGCUCCUCUCCGAGCUGAAAUCCGAGAAGAAAUCCUUGGAUCUCUUGUUUUCUUAGGAAAAAAAAAAAAAAAUCCAGAAACCUUCGGUAUUUUGCUUUACUGCUUCCUAUUCUCAAGAUGAAGAAGUUUUUCGACUCCCGGCGAGAGCAGGGCGGCUCUGGCCUGGGCUCUGGCUCCAGCGGAGGUGGGGGCAGCACCUCGGGCCUGGGCAGUGGCUACAUCGGAAGGGUCUUUGGCAUUGGGCGACAGCAGGUCACUGUGGACGAGGUGUUGGCGGAAGGUGGAUUUGCUAUCGUGUUUCUGGUGAGGACAAGCAAUGGAAUGAAAUGUGCCUUGAAACGCAUGUUUGUCAACAAUGAGCAUGAUCUCCAGGUGUGCAAGAGAGAAAUCCAGAUAAUGAGAGACCUGUCGGGGCACAAGAACAUUGUGGGCUACAUUGACUCCAGUAUCAACAACGUGAGCAGUGGUGAUGUAUGGGAAGUGCUCAUUCUGAUGGACUUCUGUAGGGGAGGCCAGGUGGUCAACUUAAUGAAUCAGCGCCUGCAGACAGGUUUUACAGAGAAUGAAGUGCUCCAGAUAUUUUGUGACACCUGUGAAGCCGUUGCCCGCCUGCACCAGUGCAAAACUCCUAUUAUCCACCGUGACCUGAAGGUUGAAAAUAUCCUCUUGCAUGACCGAGGCCACUACGUCCUGUGUGACUUUGGAAGCGCCACCAACAAAUUUCAGAAUCCACAAACUGAGGGAGUCAAUGCAGUAGAAGAUGAGAUUAAGAAAUACACAACGCUGUCCUAUCGAGCACCAGAAAUGGUCAACCUGUACAGUGGCAAAAUCAUCACUACGAAGGCAGACAUUUGGGCUCUUGGAUGUUUGUUGUAUAAAUUAUGCUACUUCACUUUGCCAUUUGGAGAGAGUCAGGUGGCAAUUUGUGACGGAAACUUCACAAUUCCUGAUAACUCUCGAUAUUCCCAAGACAUGCACUGCCUAAUUAGGUAUAUGUUGGAACCAGACCCUGACAAAAGGCCAGAUAUUUACCAGGUGUCCUACUUCUCAUUCAAACUACUCAAGAAAGAAUGCCCAAUUCCUAAUGUACAGAACUCUCCCAUUCCUGCAAAGCUUCCUGAACCAGUGAAAGCCAGUGAGGCAGCUGCAAAAAAGACCCAGCCAAAGGCCAGACUGACAGAUCCCAUUCCCACAACAGAGACUUCAAUUGCACCACGUCAGAGGCCUAAGGCUGGGCAGACUCAGCCAAACCCAGGAAUCCUUCCCAUCCAGCCAGCUUUGACACCUCGAAAGAGGGCCACAGUUCAGCCCCUGCCCCAGGUUGCAGGAUCCAGCAAUCAGCCUGGCCUUUUAGCCAGUGUUCCCCAACCCAAAACCCAGCCCCAACCCAGCCAGCCUCUACCGCAGUCUCAGCCCAAGCAGCCACAGGCUCCACCCACCCCACAGCAGACGCCUCCCACUCCAGCCCAGGCUCUGCCCACUCCAGCCCAGGCCACCCCCCAGCACCAGCAGCAACUCUUCCUCAAGCAGCAACAGCAGCCACAGCCACAGCAGCAGCAGCCACCGCCAUCUUCCCAGCAGCCUGCAGGCACGUUUUACCAGCAGCAGCAGCAGCAGCAGCAGCAGCAGGCUCAGCAGGCUCAACAGUUUCAGGCAGUACACCCAGCAGCCCAGCAACCAGCAAUUGCCCAGUUCCCUGUGGUGUCCCAAGGAGGCUCUCAACAGCAGCUGAUACAGAACUUCUACCAGCAACAACAGCAGCAGCAGCAGCAGCAGCAGCAGCAGCAGCUGGCCACGACUCUGCAUCAGCAGCAGCUGCUGACUCAGCAGGCCGCCUUGCAGCAGAAGAGUGCUGUGGCAGCAGCACAGCAGCCCCAGACACAGCCGGCCGCAGCCCCACAGCCACCACCGGCCCAGGAGCCAGCGCAGAUUCAAGCCCCAGUAAGACAACAGCCAAAGGUUCAAACAACCCCACCUCCUGCCGUCCAGGGACAGAAACUCGGAUCUCUCACUCCUCCAUCAUCCCCCAAGACCCAGCGUGCUGGGCACAGGCGGAUUCUCAGUGACGUAACCCAUAGUGCGGUCUUCGGGGUCCCUGCCAGCAAAUCAACCCAGCUGCUCCAGGCAGCUGCAGCUGAGGCCAGCCUCAAUAAGUCCAAGGGUGGGAACCUACCUAGGUCUGCAACCACCACUCCAUCAGGCUCUCCUCGGACCUCCCAGCAAAAUGUUUAUAAUGCUUCAGAAGGUUCUACGUGGAAUCCCUUCGAUGACGACAAUUUCUCCAAACUCACCGCUGAAGAACUACUGAACAAGGACUUUGCCAAGCUGGGGGAAGGCAAACAUCCUGAGAAGCUUGGAGGCUCAGCUGAGAGUUUGAUCCCAGGCUUUCAACCAACUCAAGGUGAUGCCUUUGCCACUCCCUCAUUUUCUGCUGGAACAGCUGAAAAAAGGAAGGGUGGGCAGACUGUGGACUCUAGCCUCCCACUUCUAAGUGUAUCUGAUCCUUUUAUCCCUCUUCAAGUACCUGAUGCACCAGAAAAACUAAUUGAGGGACUCAAAUCUCCUGACACUUCUCUCCUGCUCCCUGACCUCUUGCCUAUGACAGACCCUUUUGGUAGCACUUCCGAUGCUGUAAUUGAAAAAGCCGAUGUUGCUGUUGAGAGUCUCAUACCGGGACUGGAGCCCCCGGUACCCCAGCGCCUUCCAUCCCAGACGGAAUCUGUGACCUCGAACCGCACAGGUCUCCAGAGAGAGCCCAAUCCCUGUCCUGUAAUAACUGUAGAGCACUUUAAAGACUCAGCGGGUGUUAAAGGCCUUCCCUUGUAUCCAGAUCCCUCCAGAGUACCUGGCAUGAAAACUCAGAACAAUUUAGAAUCUGACUACUUGGCCCGAGAUGGCCCUUCAAGCAACAGUUCAUUCCACAGCAGCGAAGAGGAAGGGACUGAUCUCGAGGGGGACAUGCUAGACUGCAGUGGGUCCCGACCUCUCCUCAUGGAGUCUGAAGAAGAGGAUGAGAGCUGCAAGCCUCCACAAGGAAAACUGGGAGGAGCCAUUCCAUUCACUCAGCCAGAAGUCUCUACUGAACAAGCAAAAGCAGGCCAAGGUGGAAGAAAGAACCAGUUCCAAGCCCUCACACAACCGACCACUGAUGGUCUCGGGGAGCCAGAUGUUUUUGCCACAGCUCCCUUCAGGAGCUCAAGGGUUCCAACUGAUGACAUGGAUAUUUUCUCCAAAGCUCCAUUUGUCUCCAAGGGCAGUGUGGCUCCUUCCCAGCCAGAGGAGGCGGACGUGUUCUUGAGAGCUCCUUUUACCAAGAAGAAGAGCAUGGAGGAAUUAGCAGUUGCCCAGAGCGCCUCCCAGGAGUUGCCCGUGCAGGCCAGUCUCCUCAACCAGACUGACGAUGUUCCUUUGCUCCCAGGCCUAGAGAGGGCAGCGUAUGCCCCCGUCCGAGCUCAGUAUUCCAUGGCUGCUUUUGUCCAACAGUCUAACCACCCCUCCCAUUCUGUACAAGCAGCAGACCAUCUAGACAGCAUCUCUCCCAGGGGAUCCUCCCUGGAACCUGGGGGUCAUCCUAACGACAGAAACAAAGGACCUCAGCCCCAGAAAGAAGCUGUCUCAGGCCCCAUGGCUGGCAAACCAUUCCGCCCCCAGUCUUUAUCCAAAUAUUCCCGUCACUAUAGCCCAGAAGAUGAGCCAAAUCCAGAAGCCCAGCCCAUUGCUGCCUACAAAAUUGUUUCACAGACCAACAAACAGUCGAUAGCUGGCUCUGUUUCCAUCACAUCCCUUUCCUCCAGGACUAUGGAGCUGCCACCUGCAGAUCCUUUUGCUUUAGCACCCUUUCCUUCAAAAUCAGGCAAGCAGAAACCUUAGGAGCGAUAACCUGAGCCUUAGGCGUCUGUCUUUACCCCACCCUCAGUACCUACCACGUCACUCCCAGCUGAGCCUAUCUCAAGAAAUACACCAAUUAUUAUCUUUCAGUUCCACGUAUCAGCAGAACUUGUGUGCUCAACAAACUCCGUUGCAGUGAUACUUAACUGAAACCCCUUUAAGUUAUGCUCAUUUCUUUUGUUUAUAUUGAUUUCUGGACUUCCAGGCAUUUCCAUCUCCACCUCCACCCAGAACUCUGCUUUCUUUGUUUGCCCCAAAACUGCUUGAAUCCAGAAAUACUUCACCCCAAACCAAAAGGGGCCAUGUUACUGCAAGGUUUAUUCCUGCAGUUUCUGUUCUGAGUCAUGUCCAUUGGAGGACACAAGAUUAGUCCCUUCAGGACUUGACUUAAUGCUCUUGCAAAGGGCAUAUUUCUGGAAGGAAAUGCAAGAUAAAAAUCCUGCAAAUCAAAAGGAAGUGUGAUCCUGCAGAUACUAAUCAUUCCUGUAAAACCAGCAACUCUACAAGGAUUCUCUGGAUCUGUUUCUGAGUCUGUGCGAGCCAGGUUGGCCUCUCACACAUAUGAGUGUGGGUGUGUAACAUGUGUCAGAUCCUUUCCUACAUAGAAAUGCAAACAGAUGAGAUAUCUGUGCUCAUGUCUAACAGUGUUGAGCCUUCCCAUGCCCACGCUUUUUAAAUCACCAGGAGUGCACAGGUAUGUGUGUGCCAUGUGUGUGUGCACAGGGAGCAUUUUUCUUUUAGGUAAAUCCUGUCAUACUAUACCUACCUCCACAAUCACUCAUUUACUGGCAUUUGUCUCCUGACCUAAUUGAUCUGAGCCCUGUUUUUAUUUAGUUCUUUUCUUGUGGCAAAAUUGAAUUCAUUGGAAUGUGUUAGAAAAUCCUGCUGCAACUGAGGCUUUAGAAUAGAUUUUUCUUUCUCCAAAAUGUGCUAUUUGCUAUUAACAAAUUCCCUGUACAUGGUCUUGAAAAAUUAAUUAUCUUUAUAAUUCUCCCCGCCCCCCAGAACGAUAGAAAAGAGCACCUGGCUACAGCUCUAACCAUUGGGUAUAUGGUGUUAGUAAUAUUUUAUUAACUACUUUAAAACCUGUGAGCACUCCAUGCUGUCACUAUGGAAUUCAUCAUGAGACUAGGCUACAAACUAGAUUUGCUUCCUUAUUUGUUUUUUCCAAUUCCUUGCUUUCUUUCUCCACUGCCUCUUGAGGAAAUAGAAAUCCGAGACAUGUAAGUCAGUUUGGAAGAAGAGAAAAGAGCUGAAUCAGCUAGCCAUGAAAACCUUUCAAUUCUCUGUCCUCUGUAGAUGUUGAAGUAGGCCAGGUAGGUGACUGAGUUGUGGUUUUGAAAUGUCUUCUAUUUCUGGAAAGAUCUGACUCAUUCCCGGCUGUUUUCAUACCCUUUAUUAUAGUGCCUUAAGGUGAAAUUCGUGUCUCUAUGGGAAGAUUUCUGCUGAGGAAGUUCAAUUUAAUGGAAAGAGCUGCUGGGCCAUGUUUCAGCCCAAAAGCUUCCUGUUACUUGUAAUAAUAGAUGUUAGUGAUGUCUCUGUUAGCUGGAGAAGUUGGGAGGGUUACUUACCAAACCAAAUUAAUGAUGUAAAAGAGUUGGAAAUUCAUCCAAGAUUCAAGCCAGAAUGCUAGACUCAUACUGCAGUUGAUUAGGUAUCACACUGUUUACAUUUAAAGCUCAGGGGUCUUGGUGGUAGGAUAUGAAUGGCAACUUUUCAAGACUUUUUCUAGUGUAGUCUCCACCUAUUUGAAAUGUCCAUGUUAAAAGAUAAACUUUGAUCAUUGGCACUGGAUCAGGGCUAUCAGCAGUGGUUUUCCACCGAGUUUUCAGCCACACCAGUCUUUUUCACUUUGGGGAAUGCGAAAUGUUCCCUCUAAAAGUUUGCUUUUCUCCCAGUGAUUAUUUCUGAUUUUUCUGUGUAACAAUUGAUGCAAAAUCAUUUUUUCAGUUGAAUAAGUAGUUUGAGCUAAUGCAUAUGGAACUUUGCACCCCAGACUCUUCCUUGGCCAUUAUCAAUUAAAGGCCUCAAAAGCAGGAGCUAAGAGGAUAGGAAUAUUCAGGGAGGUACUCACCCCAUGUCAGAAACUCUUAAAGGAGAAGGUCGCUCUCACUCACUCUUCCAGAUAUUCAGGAUUACCUCCGUAAUAGCCCUGCAAAAUGUCUUUCCUUUGGUUAUUUGAUCACUUCUUCCUAAUCAAGUAGCCAUGUUAGCUCUCGAGGUAAAAUCGAUAAAAUCAUGGUGAUUUUAUCACGUAGUUGAAUCAUUUGUCAAGCAUGGGCUUGCAAUGUUUUUUAUUCUCACUGGAGACCUAUUGUGGGUGGAGACUCUACAUUCUUUGAAUAGGAAAUGAAUGUAAAAACAUACAAAUUACUUUUGUGUUUUUAUUGAGUGAUGCAUGAAAAUUGUUUGACUAAAUUACAUUAAUUAUUAGCUAAUAACUAGUAAAUUCUGCACUGAUCUUUGGAUCAUAUAGGGUAAAUGCAUCAUUUAAAGGUUAAACAUUCUUGCUGGGGCACCUGGGUGGCUCAGUCGGUUAAGUGUCCGACUCUUGAUUUCUGCUCAGGUCAUGACCUCAAGGUUCGUGGGAUUGAGCCCUGCAUCGGGCUCCAUGCUAACAGUGCAGAGCCUGCUUGGAAUUCUCUCUCCCCUCUAUGCCCCUCCCCUGCUCAUUCUCUCUUUCUCUCUCUCUCGCUCUCUCAAAAUAAAUAAACAUUUAAAAAAAUAAAGAUAAAAUAUUCUUGCCAGAGGCCAUUCUGAAUCUGGAAUUCUAGAAAAUUUAGCAUUAAGGGAAUUAGGAGUGCUCAGGAUGCUUUGAGUUAGUACCAAAUGCAUGUUUCCAAAAACUAUACUGCAACAAGUUAACAUUAAAGAGAAAAAGCAGCUAUAUAGUCAACAAAAUACUGUACUUUCUACUUUUAUGUGUUGUUUGCUUUUACACAUUUGUUAGGGAAUGCGGGAACUUGUGAUCUUUCAUUUCAGUGGAGCACGAUGAGCCAGAAUAUAUUUAGAUGUAAAACAUUGAACCACAACAUGCACUGAUGAACUUUUAAAGAAUCUAUGUUAAUUGACUAACAGUCACUAUUAAAUUAAUGAAGUUUUACUAUGUGUGGUGGAAAAUAUUUAACAUAGCUGUUUCUUGAGCUACAUAUGACCCUUUAGGCUCCCAGUCCUUGUUAGAUUGGGAAGUGGAAUGAACAAAAUUUGAUGUGGAAGCAGAUGCUGGGCAGAGCCUAAGGGAACCUGGAUCUUAAACUCAAUUUCAUUUUGGGCUCACUCAUUAUUAAUGAGUUGAAAGCUUCCUAUGUGUGGACCGGUGUGUACAUGUUCACGUGGCCACAUUAGGUCUGAGUUUAAUCUGGUGACCAGCGUUUCUUUCUAAACUUUCAAGAAAAAUAUCGGCAUCUUAUUUGCCCGUUGUUGAUUUAGUAAGUUUUAGAGUACAUGUACGUCAGUGUUUUCAGCUAUUUGGUGGGUAUUUCACUGACUCAUAAAGUCGCAGAUCGCAGUUUUAUUUAAAAUAAAUGUAAUCGCCAGAGUGAUCUGACAAUAGAAAUUGAACCAUGCUGUAUUUGAUACCAUAAGGAAACGUCAUCAGAACAUAGAUCAUAUAGUUUGUAUGCAUUUUAUCAAAUAGGAAAUUUUACAGGAAACGGGAGAAGGGUGAGAGCCAACUCAUUCUCCAGCAUGAGAAUGGAGUCAUUGGGUGCCUUUCAUAAAGGAAGAUGUCAUUCUCUGCUGUGUCUUUGGAACUGAAAUUGGAAAACACAUGCCAGUCAACUGUGGAAUGGCUGCUGGUCACACAGGUGCAGUUUUAGCUGAGAAAUUUAGAACUCGGAUUAUUUUGAUAAAAGAAACAUAGGAGAGCUGCUGGAAAGACCGCAGUUUUUGAGGAGGUGGAAGUGCUUUGUAAAUGCCUGCAGUCACUCCUGGGUUCCAGUCCUCCCAUCCUGCCUGAUGGAGUAAACAUGAAGAGUUUAAAUGGAAUCAUGUCAUUUAAAUUCUUCAUUUUUCAGUCCCUUUGUGAACUACUACUUGUGGUUUUUGGGUUUUUUGUUUUGUUUUUUUAAACCAUCAGAAUAUUUGCAAACUUGUGAAGUUCACUUAAGGGUUUCAAGAUGCUUGAAAAUAAAAGUAGUAUCUGGUUGGGAAUUGUUUUUGUGUUCUUUUCCUACAAAAAUAAAUUUUCUAGGUUGCUGCAAACAACUAGCUGCCUCAGCUUAGAUGUGAAAAUCCACACUGGCGGUGUCUUGAUUCCCCAGGUGCCACCUUCCUCUCCGACUUCCUGUUCUACUGCCUCCUUUGUACCUUGACCUUUAUUAGGAAACAGGCCUCCCGCGUGUGGUAUCCAAGAUCCUAUCACUAAGACACAGCCAGACACAGCUCUUUCCUGCUUCUUUAUUCCUGCAAAUAAUCUUGGCUCACCUUCCUUGUACCUGUUCCCACCCCUUCAUUUCCUCACUUAACAUUACCCUAUUAUGACCAUACCAAUAAGUGGAUGAAAGAGAGGCGGGACCGAAUGAUCAUGUUAAUUUUUAUGUGCCUUUGUUACUGUAAACAGUUUCUUAAGUUUCAGCCUAACCUAUGAUAAUCUCACCACACUGGAAUAAUUCCAAAUAAGAAUGAAAUGGCUCACCUUCCCCAUUUCUUAUGGACUAGAAGAACAGAUGAAGGAAGGCUGGCAGAAGUCCAGCCUUACUCUGGAGACAACCCAAAGGCAUCUCUCCACCAUGAUCUAACACAAGCCCAAUGCGCUCCAGAAUGCAGGGGCAAGUUUAGGUGUGAAGGGACUCUGGAAUAGCUUGUAAAAAAUGGCUAAAUGCUAACCAGCACACGGGUGGCUUAGUCCAGGAUUCCCGUAACUUAUAAUCCUGUAAGAAAUGUAGUCUGAGCUAUUUCCCAGCAGUCUCAGUAUGGGUGGCACUGUUUUGAGUUUAUAGUAACAGCGUUCUGUUCUUGAAAUCAAGUCAAUAUUAUCUGCAUUGUGUUGUAAUAGAACUGCAUAUAUGUGUUAAAGGGAUCUGUCUGAUUCCUUUUGGCAAGGAAUUGCAGAAAUGCUUUUUAACCAUGUCAGUUAAAGUGAGACUUUGGGAGUGAGAGAAAACAAUGUAGCCUUUUCACUCUGAAAUGGCAAAUCCAGUUGUAUUCUCUGAGUCUACCAAAGACUCCUAUUUGAGGAUUGUGAAUGGAGAAGGGUGUGUGUGUCUGUGUCGAUGUCUGUGUGUGUGUGUGUGUGUGUGUGUGUGUGUGUGCUCAUGCUUUUUGCCAUGGUGUGAAGACCUCCUUAUGAAGGCAUCCAAAGAAUACCAAGUGGUAACAGUAGGUAGCUGGCUUGAGUAAAUUUAGUCCCAUUGGCCAACAACUCUUGAGUUAGAACUGGAGUUGUUGUAGAUAAAGGUGGGAAAAUCAGCCAUUGCCUCAGCCUGUUUCCACAGUAAGCAUGCUCGUCUCAUCCACAAAAAUGAAACUCAGUAGGGUUUGACCUGAACCCUUGGCUCAUGUGUGGUGUUGGACUGGCAACAGUGACCAGACAGCACAAGGCCUGCAAGAUGUUCCUUUGAAAGAGAAAGUGUUUAAUGCCAUUCGUUAGGGGACAGAAACCAAAUAAAGGCCAAGGACCAUGCUCAUUCCAUGGAGAAGAGGCGAACCUCUCUGCUGACAAAACAUUCUGAGUUGACUGAAUGAGGAAGUCGACCCAGCUAUAAGGAAUACUGAAGUUCUCAGACCUCAGAAGACAAUAUGUGCAUGCAAUCUCAAGGGCUGUGAACAUGGGAAAGGAAGGGAAAAAGACAUUUAUAAAGUCAAUCUUAACAGUUUUUGCAAUACCUCUUAUUUGCAGACUAUUGGAUUUAUGUUAUUGCACUCUUUGUGUGAUCUAUCUUAUGUAUCUGAUAGUUUUUAUGAAUAAUUUUUUGAGUUGUAAACUCUUAUACACUUUAUUAAAAUGGACCUAAUAAAAAUAAAUGAUUUA